AGGAGGAGAAACGCAGUCGCGCACGCUCCUACUUUUCUGCCAUCUCUCUCUCUCUUUCUCUCUCUCUCUCUCUCUCCAUGAAAUUGACUCCUUAGCAAGUCCUCCUUCCCUCCACUACCUUUCUCUCUCUAGAACCAUAGCAGACCCACAAACGCUCCUUCUCUCUCUCUUCUCUCGUCCCGCUGAAAGCCCAGUUCAAAGAGUCACUCCCCUCCUAUGGAGAGAAAGCAAGGCUUCUUCUCCGCCCUCAAGGACGAGGUGGUCCGCGGCCUCUCCCCCUCCCGCCCCUCCCGCCCCUCCCGCCCCUCCAGCCCCUCCCCGGUGUCGGGGGGCCUGCUCCGCCGCGGCCGCAAGCACCGUGGCGGCGGCGGCUACCCGGGGCAGCCCGAGCUGGCGAUCGUCCCGAGAUCCGGGAGCCUGGCGCCGCUGGUGGAGGGCCCGGAUCCCGAAGGCGACCCAAAGAGGAGGGGCGGGAACGGGUCGGGCCUGGGCCAUUGGGUGAAGGGCCAGCUCGGGAAGGCUCAUUCGGUGACCUCCUCCUCCUCCUCCUCCUCGUCGUCCGGGAAGAGGUGCGACGUGAGGAUGCUGAUUGGGGUGAUGGCCGCACCUCUCGCCCCGGUGCACGUUAGCAUCCUCGACCCUCUGCCUCACCUCAGUGUCAAGGACACUCCUAUCGAGACGUCAUCUGCUCAAUACAUACUGCAACAGUACACAGCUGCAUCGGGCGGUCUAAAGCUCCAGAACUCCAUCCGGAAUGCCUACGCGUUAGGAAAGUUGAAGAUGGUGGCCUCGGAGUUUGAAAGUGCAACGAAGGCGAUAAAAAACCGGAGUUCUGCACAAACAGGUGGUUUCGUGCUCUGGCAGAUGAACCCCGAUAUGUGGUAUGUGGAGCUCGCAGUUGGUGGAAGUAAGGUCCAUGCUGGCUGUAAUGGGAAACUCGUUUGGAGGCACACUCCCUGGCUAGGCGCUCACACUGCAAAGGGGCCCGUUAGACCCCUGCGCCGUGCCCUCCAGGGUCUUGACCCAAGAACCACAGCGAGUCUGUUUUCUGAUGCAAGGUGCAUCGGCGAGAAGGAGCUUAAUGGUGAGGACUGUUUCAUCCUGAAGCUAUGCACUGACCCUCAGUCACUGAAGGUGAGGAGUGAGGGGCCUGCCGAGAUCAUAAGACACAUUCUGUUUGGCUAUUUCAGCCAGAAAACGGGACUCCUCAUCCGAAUCGAGGAUUCCCAUCUUACUCGUAUCCAAACGAAUGGUGGAGACGCUGUGUACUGGGAAACCACCAUCACUUCAUCCCUUGAUGACUACAGGCCCGUCGAAGGAAUCAUGAUUGCGCACUCAGGUCGGUCGGUAGCGACCGUUUUUAGGUUUGGGGAGAUGGCGAUGAGCCAUACAAGAACUAGGAUGGAGGAAACUUGGACGAUUGAGGAGGUUGCGUUUAACAUCCCAGGCCUAUCAAUGGACUGCUUCAUCCCUCCUGCAGAUUUGAGAUCCGAUUCUGUCAGUGAAUCUUGUGAACUCGCGCAGGACGAUGGGGGCAAAAGUGUGAUCCCACAGGCAUCACAUAGAGCAAGAGUAGCUGCUCUAGAGAAAGCACAUGACAGCAAAGGCGAUCGUGUGAUCUGGAAGAUGGAAGUAUGAGAAUGUGUAGGACUGAAUUAGGGCAAACUGUUCAUACUCUGAGUUGCUAACCACAACAGAUUCACAAGGUAGGCAUUGAUUCAGACGGUUGGAUAUGCAUCUAUCAAUCUGUAAAUAUAGGAUAAUCACUUGCAGUUCAAAUUCGGGGCCAAAUGAUCCUUUUUUUUUUUAUCCCUCCAUGGAGAAUCCAACGGGUGGUCUGUGUAGGAAUGGAGCCAAUGGAGGUUGCUUCUUUGGGUUUUCCUAACAUUAACCAAUGUUGGGUUUUGAUUGGAUGAAGCUUUUGUAAAGCUGAACCAUUUGACAUUAUAUUAGUCUGACUAAUUGCAUGGCUUACAUGAGAGGCAGCAGUGAUGGUAAGGAAACUGCUCUGCCAGGUGAGUUUGAUCAUGAUGUUAACUUCUUCCUCCAUCUUUUUCUUCUUUACGAACGAUGUUGUCGACGAUUCAAUUGAAAAAGCUCUUUUCGU
Messenger RNA from Rhodamnia argentea, 2107 nucleotides. RefSeq lists its product as uncharacterized. Bases 217 to 1638 code for a protein of 473 amino acids. Lineage: Eukaryota; Viridiplantae; Streptophyta; Magnoliopsida; Myrtales; Myrtaceae. The record is from RefSeq and is a predicted model, not a curated record. The transcript is spliced from 3 exons.